This is a messenger RNA of Saprolegnia parasitica CBS 223.65, 1647 nucleotides long. Its product is annotated as methylcrotonoyl-CoA carboxylase subunit beta. The record is from RefSeq and is a predicted model, not a curated record. Bases 1 to 1647 code for a protein of 548 amino acids. Gene Ontology annotation, cellular component: mitochondrion; methylcrotonoyl-CoA carboxylase complex. Gene Ontology annotation, molecular function: methylcrotonoyl-CoA carboxylase activity. NCBI's taxonomy places the organism in Eukaryota, Oomycota, Saprolegniomycetes, Saprolegniales, Saprolegniaceae. The transcript is spliced from 4 exons. Gene Ontology annotation, biological process: L-leucine catabolic process.
AUGCUCUCGUCCCUGCGCCAGCCGCUCCUGCGCCGCGCCUUGUCGUCGCACGCGCUGCCGUUUGCCGCCGCCUCCAACGUCCUCGACGGCCGCAUCAACACCAAGUCAGCCGACUUUGUCGACAGCAUGAAGCGCAUGAACGACCUCACGGCCGAGCUCAAGGCUCGCCUCGACAAGACGCGCCUCGGCGGUGGUGAGGCGGCGCGCGCCAAGCACGUUGCCCGCAACAAGCUUCUCGUGCGCGAUCGCAUCGACUCGCUCUUGGACCCGGGCAGUCCGUUCCUUGAGCUCUCGCCCUUGGCCGCCAACGGCAUGUACGGCACCGACGUGCCCGCGGCCGGCAUCGUCACGGGCAUUGGUCGCAUCAACGGCAUCGAGUGCAUGAUUCUCGGCAACGACGCGACUGUGAAGGGUGGCACGUACUUUCCGAUGACGGUCAAGAAGCAUCUGCGCGCGCAGGAGAUUGCGCGCGAGAACCGCCUGCCGUGCAUCUACAUGGUCGACUCGGGCGGUGCGUUCCUGCCGCUCCAGGCCGAGAUCUUCCCGGACAAGGAGCACUUUGGCCGCGAGUUUUACAACCAAGCCAUCAUGUCGUCUGAGGGCAUUCCGCAGAUCGCGGUCGUCAUGGGCAGCUGCACGGCCGGCGGGGCGUACGUCCCGGCCAUGUGCGACGAGAGUGUCAUUGUCCAGGGCAACGGCACGGUCUUCCUUGCCGGUCGUCUCGGCCGAGGAGCUUGGUGGGCCGACGUGCACUGCCGCACGUCCGGCGUGACGGACCACCUCGCCAAGAACGACGCGCACGCGAUCGACAUUGUGCGCCGCAUCGUGUCCAACUUGAACCAUGAGAAGAAGCCGGACAUGACGCUGACGCCGGUCGAAGAGCCCGCGUUUAGCCCGGAAGAGCUCGGCGGUAUCAUCCCCGUCGACUCGCGCAAGCCGUUUGACGUGCGCAAGGUCAUUGCGCGCAUCGUCGACGGCUCCAAGUUUGACGAGUUCAAGCAGCACUACGGCACGACGAUCGUCACAGGCUUCGCGCGCCUCUACGGCCGCCCGAUCGGUAUCAUUGCCAACAACGGCAUUCUCUUCUCCGAGUCGAGCGUGAAGGCCGCGCAUUUCAUCGAGCUCUGCACGCAGCGCCAGAUCCCGCUGCUGUUUCUCCAAAACAUUACCGGCUUCAUGGUCGGCAAGAAGGCCGAGCACGGCGGUAUCGCCAAGGACGGCGCGAAACUCGUGACCGCUGUCUCGUGCGCCAAGGUGCCCAAGGUGACGGUCAUCAUUGGCGGCAGCUACGGCGCGGGCAACUACGGCAUGUGCGGCCGCGCCUUCUCGCCGCGCUUCUUGUACAUGUGGCCCAACGCGCGCAUCUCGGUCAUGGGCGGCGAGCAGGCCGCGGGCGUGCUGGCGACGGUCCAGCGCGACAACCUCGAGCGCGCCGGCAAGACGUGGUCGGCGGAAGAAGAGGCUGCGUUCAAGCAGCCGACGCUCGAAAAGUACGAGGCCGAGAGCUCGGCGUACUACUCGACGGCCCGCCUCUGGGACGAUGGCAUCAUCGACCCGAAGGACACGCGCAAGAUCCUGGGCCUCAGCUUCAGCGCCGCGCUCAACGAAAAGCCCGAGCCGACCAAGUUUGGCGUCUUCCGUAUGUAG